This is a messenger RNA of Oncorhynchus gorbuscha (pink salmon), 11186 nucleotides long. RefSeq names its product golgin subfamily B member 1-like. Gene Ontology annotation, cellular component: Golgi apparatus. Lineage: Eukaryota; Metazoa; Chordata; Actinopteri; Salmoniformes; Salmonidae. The record is from RefSeq and is a predicted model, not a curated record. Bases 144 to 7910 code for a protein of 2588 amino acids. The transcript is spliced from 8 exons.
CAACGGCAAUUAGACAGGGUUCAGAUCUGCUUAAAGCGAAAGAGGUAGAGGCAUCCACAUCCAGGGUUCAGACUGAAAACAUCUUAGUAUCUGUUAAGGAAAAAGAGGAGCAUAAUAUUGAAUUGAGGCAGGCUCUUCAAGAUAUGGAAAUUGAGUUAAGACAAUUAGAGGUCAGCAAAGAGUGUUCUGACAAAGAUUUGUCUGUAUUGUCACUAACCAUGUCUGAUAGAUUAGUUGCUUUAGAGGAGGAGAAUGUCUCCCUACAGACUAUGCUCAAACAGUUGAGAGAAAGACAUCAGUGUGAGGUAGAUUCUUUGAGGGGUGAAUUAAAUGAAGUUUCGGAAUUAUUGAAACGUACAGAGUGUACCCUUAACGAUAAAGAAAUGGACUAUCAAGGUAAGAAUCAACAGAAUGUUUUAUUUCAAGAAAAUAUACAGCACCUUCAUGCACAGCUCCAAACUGAGACUGAAAAUCUGAGAGAGGCAGGUAUUAAACAGACAGCUCUACUUAGUGACAUCCAAACGAAAGAUGAGCAGGUCAGCUGCAUGACCAUCCAAAUAAGUCACCAGAAGGAAUUGCUAGCAGGUCUCAGUCAACAGUUGAGGGAGAAAGAUGCUUCAGUAGCACAGGUAAUUGAAUCCGCCUCAAACGAAAGAAUGAAAUACGCAGAGGAAAAUAGUAAUUUCCUCUCGCAGCUGGAAAGCUUGGAAAAUGCGCAAAGUAGCUCUGUGAAACAGCUUGAACAUAUGUUCUUGCAACUAGAAGAGAGCAAAGCUCAUCUGUCACGCUCUCAAAGUGAACUUGAGACCAAGGAUUUGGAGAAUGGAGAUUUGGUUAAAGAAAAGGAUCAUCUCAACACUCAGCUCACUAAGUUAACCAAAGAAAAAGAGGUCUUGAAAAAGAAGCUCCAAGCUGCUCUGGUUGUAAGGAAAGAACUAUUGAAGAAGCUAGAGGAGCAUGAACAUCAAAUAGAGCAGAAUGUGAAUAAAGGAAUUGAGAUUUCAGGCUUACAGGAUAGGUUGCAAGAACUCACUUUACAAGCUGAAGCUACUACAAAAGAGCAUGAAGACAUUGUUGCAGAUAUUAAACGGCAAGUUAAUCAGAAAGAGGCUGAACUCCUAGAACUGGCCAAGGUCUUAACAGUGCGAGACAGUCUUGUGGAACAUUUUGAAAUAAAUAUGCAAACUUUGCAAGCGAAACUAGAUGAACAAGAAGCAAGUUUGACAACAGCUCUGCAUAAUCUCAAUGAAAAGAGCAUCAUCGUUGAUCAACUUAAUUCCAUCAUCUCUGAGAAAGACGAGGCUUUUGAACAGGAGAGAAGUGGUAUGAUGCUGAGGUUACAGAAGCUUCAAGAGGAUAUGAGAAAGAGCGAGGAGAGUUUGAAGGAGGACAUGUCAAGCUCCAGUGCGACAGCUGUUGACAUUGAAAACGAGUUAACGAAGGUGAAGCAAGAAAAGGCAAUGAUGCAGAAAAAGGCUCAAACUGCUUUACUGGCACGAAAAGAGACUAUAAAGAAGUCUCAAGAAAGUGAGAAAAAGUACACCCAAGAGCUUUCAGAAUUAAAAGAUGAUUAUAAAGCACUCCUGGAACAACACUGUCAGCAGACCAAUGACCUUAAUGCUGUCCAGUUAAGUUACGACCAGAAGGCCAAGAAAUUUGAAGAAAUCAGUCAGGCCUCAGUCUCUCAGCUAGGUGAAUUGGAGACCCUAAGACUGCUUGUACAGGAACGGGAUAAAACUCUUCAAGACCUCAACAUAUCCCUAUCAGAGAGGGAGAGUCAAGUCCAUGCCCCCUCAUCAUAUCAAGCAGAGCUAGAAACCCUUCACUUCAAACUGGAAAGCAUGUCCUCUGAGUUGGAAAAUAAGGACAAGGUUCUCAUAGCACUGGAACAGAAGUCCAAAGCAUUAUCUGAGAGAAUGAGCUGCACAGAAAGUCAACUUGAAAAAGCCCAUGCAGAAAUAAAGGAGAAGAUGGAAGAGCUCGCAAGACAGCAACAAGCAGUGGAGAUGGCCGAGCAGCAGCACCAGCAGGAAAAACAAACUAUGGUAGAUGACCACCUGGUGCUGCAGAACCAGUUGGGCGCAUUACAAGCCACAGUGGAGAAGCUAAAACACACCUUAGAAGCACUUGUUGGUGAGAAAGAAUCCCAGUCGCACAAAUUUAUAAGUGAAAGCAAAGAACUAAUAGAGGACAGGUAUCGAAUGAAAGGAGAGCUGGAGAAUGCACUCACUACCAUCGCCCAGCAAUCGUCUGAACUUCAAAUCCUCCAAAACACUUGGGCUGAAACUCAACAGCAACUCGGUGAAGAAAAGGAACAGCUAAAAGUGGAGCUUGAAAAAGCACAGUCCCAUUCUGCAGAGUCCCAGGCUGAAAUGGAAAGUCUUAAGCUGCACAUGGAAUCACUACAGCAGGAAAAAGAAAGAGCCUUCAUGGUCAUAGAACAAUUAAACUGUGAAGUUGCCAUGCUGGAUGCUCAGCUAAAGGAAGCUGGAAAAGUACAUGAGGAGCUUCUUCAAAAGAUACCUGGUUUGCAGGAUAAAUCCUCUGAACAGAUUGGGGUAAUUGGGAAGGAGGUCCAGUAUCUUAAGAUAUCCCCUGAAGAACAUGAGAUGAGUCUCAAGGAAAGAGAUGAUGCCCUGGUGAUUUCUCAGUCUCUGGCCACGGAAAAGGAAGAGCUUAUUGCUGCCUUGGAACAGCAACUGCAGCGGCAGAUUCACCUUCACGAAGUUGCCAUGGAAAAGAUGAGGACUGAAGUUGAUGAGCUUCAGCAGAGGUCUCAAGAAGAUGCCAGCAAAACAAAGGAUCAGGGCAACCAAAGCAAAACAGCACUUCUCACCAGGAAGCUUCAAGCAGCCUUAGUUUCCAGGAAAGAAAUCUUGAAAGAUAAUAGCUCUCUGAAGGAACAAAUGCGUAUACUCUCAGCUAAAAAUGAAGAAAUUGGGGCAUCAUCCACUGUACUGGAAAUGUCUGUUGCCAAGUUGAAACAACAAAAAGAGGACCUGGAGAGUUCUGUAUCAUCCCUGAGCAGGGAGAAAGAGAAGCUCAUUGCCGAGGUUGAUCGUAUCCUCAAUGAUAAUCACAAUUUAUCUGCAGCCUGUGAAAGCCUCAAACUCACCAUAGAAAAUAUCACCCAACAGAAACAGGCAUUUUCGUGUCAGCUUGAGUCCCUGAAAGACUCGCAGACGGAUGAGUUGUCGGAGUGGAAAUCUAAGCACACAGAGCUGAAACAGGAGUAUGAGUCACUUUUACAAGCGUACGAGAAUGUCAGUAGCGAAAUGGACAAGAUGAGACAACUAUUGGAGGGGGCAAGAAGAGAGAGACAAGAAGCGCUGGUUAAAGCACACAAAUCUGAAGCUGAGAGGGAGAAUCUGGAGAAACAAGUUGGGGAGAUGGAGGAUGAAAAUGAGAAAAUUAAAGAGAAGAUGAGAAAGUUUACUAAGGUGAAGCAGCUGAAAAUGGAAGAGCUGGAGGAGGAGAAUAAACAAAUCAGAAUAGACUUGCUAGAGUUUGAUGAUAAGCAGAAAGCCACAGUUGAAGAGUUGACUAUUAAAAACAACCACUUGGAAGCAGAUAUCCACAGCCUUGUAGAGUCCUCAGAAGCACUCAGAAGGAAGCUAACAGAGAUUCAGCUCAACAAUGGCAGUCUGGCAGAGGCACUCAAAGAAGCAACCUGUUCAUUAGAAAAGUGGCCCACCGAAUCAAAAGCAUGUGAGCAAAACAUGCAGCUUAAACUAGAUGAUGCACUCAUUUUGAAUAAUUCACUGACUGCCCAGAUUGAGUCACAGAAGACAGAACUUGCUUCCCAACAGGAAAUCAAUAAAUUAAUGCAAAAGGAGAAAGAAACUCUCUCUGAAAGACUUAAACAAAUGCAGAAUAAGCAUGAAAAGGAAUUGGGAGAAAAAGACGAUGCAAUCUCAGAGCUCCAAGAAAUGAUCAACAGACACAGCCAAGAGACCACCAGCCUAAAUGAGAAGGUCAGGAUCUUGGAGGACGACAAGUCUAUAUUACAAGAGGAGCUUGAAAAUGUCCAAGUGAUCUCGGACAAAGUAAAAAAUGAGAAUGAAUAUUUGGAGAUAGUGAUCCUCAAAAACGCUGAAAGAAUUGAUGAACUGACAGAGACAGUCAAUGUUCUCCAAGCCCAGAACACACAGCUCUCCUCUCAAUUGACUGAGAGCAAAGAGAAGGCUACUCAGGUUUGCCAGGAGAAGGAGGAACAGCAGCUGAAGUUGGUUAAGGAGUUUGAGGAGAAACUCAAAAUGUUCCAGAGAGGCAAUGAGGGCUCCAGAAAUAUAAAGAAGGAGCUACAGGAACUGCUGAAAGAAAAGCAUCAUGAAAUCAAUCAUUUGCAACAUGACUCCAUCAAAUACCAGGAGCUGAUUUUAGACCUAGAAAGGUCGCUGAAGGAUUCAGAGUCAGCGCAUGAACAGGUGGAGAAGGAGCUGAGGGAAAUGACAGAGAGGAUAUCUUGUCUAGAAGAAGGGAGGAGGCAUCUUGAAGCUGAGCUUACCACACACAAGAACCUUCUCAAUGAGGCAAAGAAAGAUUUGACAAACAUUAACUCUGAAAAAGACCAAUUGCUUGAGGUAGUAUCAGAAAAGAACAAUCAAUCAGAAUGCCAGGUCAUGGAAAGAACUAAAGCACUACAGCAUGUAGCUGAGCAGCAAAAGAGUAUUUUCAUGGAGAGGGAGGUGAUUUUACAGCAACAUAUAGAGGAACUUCUGGGUUCCAAGGAGAAGGAGAGUCAGGUAGUUUUAGAAUUGAAGAGGAAAAUAGAUUCUCAAGAUUUACAGAUGAAUACUCUGAAGAGAGAGGCUGACACUAAUUUGGCUAAGUUAGCAGCCCUGUCCUCUAGUCCUCAGGGUACUGAUGCUGUGAAACAGUGGAAUGAUAUGUUCCUAAAUACCUUGCAUGAGAAGGACAGCCAGCUUCUAGAACAGGGCUUUGUCAUAACGAGAUUCCUUGAAGACAUUCGAGUGAAGGAGAAGGAGAUGACUGAACUGCAGGUAACCAAGUCGAGGCUCGAAAGGACACUUGGUGAUUACACAGUAGCUGCCACAGCUCAGCAGAGGCAGUUGUUUAUAAUGGGUGCCAGCAAUAGAGAGCUUAACGAAACCGUGGAGCUCCUGAAUCAACAGUUGCAGGAACUGAGUGACCAGGUUGAGAGAUUAGAACAGGAUAGGAGUGCACUCAACAGACAUCUCACUGGCAGUGUAGAUUCCACAUCUAAAAUGAAGUUUGAUCUCCAGCAGCUGGAAAAUACACUCUUAGACACAGAGUCCCAGCUACUCCUCUCGCAGUCUCACAGCGACAUGCUUCAGGUUGAUUUUGAGAAACAGGAGGCCAUUUCACUGCACCUGAAGUCACUCCUGCAGAACAAAGAUGCAGAAAUCUCCUCUCUGCUGUCCUCCAGAGAUGGACAGAUGUCUGGGUAUCUAGAACAGCUGCAAGCCAAUCACCGUGCCCAGGUUGAAGGCUAUGACGACAGGCUAACUGCCUUGUACUAUGAAAGGGAGAAAGCUGACAAGGAGUUCAGAAGGCUGGAGAACAAAGUAAAAUCCCUUCAAAUGAAAGUUGACAAGUCCAUUCAGGAAAAGGAAAAAAUGGCUUCUCAGAUGGAAACAUUCAGGCACUCCAUGGUCUCCUUGCAGACAGAGAGAGAGCGUUUGAUGUCAGAAUAUAGGAUGUCUGAGGCAAGGAAUCAGACUGUAAUGCAAGGCAAGGAGGGGUUGGCUGAAGGAGACCUCAGUGCAACCAAGGGCCUUAAACACGAGAUUAGGACUCUCCUUCAUCAGAUGGAUGAUCUGAACUCUGAGAAUGCCAUGCUCAGGGCACAGCUGAUCAGAUAUAGAGAAGACUUGAAUCAGGUCCUUUCCUUGAAGGACAGCCAGUUGAAAGAGUUGCUCAGGAAGCAGCAAGAUGCCAUCAAAAACCUGGAAAACCAAAAAGCCACAGCUGAAAAGCAGAACCGGAAGACCCUUCUAGAACUCGAGAGGGAAGGAGAGGCAAGCGAUGCCUUAAAAGCUGAGAAUUCCAAACUUCAAACACAGGUCACUGAUCUGGAAGCUAACAUAUUGGCCCUGAAUAAGGGAAUGCAAGAAACGAAUAAAGGCAAAGUGAUUGCCGACUUGCAGCAUGCCGUGGCAGCCAAAUCUGCGGAAUGUAACGACCUCCAGCAAAAACUGUUUGCUCAGAAAGUGGCAGCGGAUGACUGGAAAGGCAGCCUGCAGCUCCUGGAGCGUGAGACUGAGAAGAAACUGGGAGAGGCAGAGGACAAGUACAACAGUGAGCUCGAUGCCUUUGAACAAGAAGUCGAACUGAUGAGAAAAGAGAAGGAGACCGCUGACCAGAGGGUUGCUGAGCUGGCCAGGGACCUGAUGCAAGCUGAGAAGCUGCUGUCCGAUGCUAGAGUCCAAAGCACGGACCUGAAGUCCCAGAACGAGUCUCUGGGUAAAGCCAUGGCCGCCUUGCAGAACGACCGCGACCAGCUCAUCGAGGACUUCAAGAUCCUCCGGAACCGAUAUGACGAGGAGCUCCGAGAGACCCAGGGGGCCAUGACCAAGGUGGAGAGACAUCUAGGCGACACAACCUCAGAGCUGGCCACCUUGGCGAAAGAGAGACACAUACUGGUACAGAAACUCUCUGCUCUAGAGAGCAAAGAUGCUCCCUCCCAGCUCACUUCACUGGUAGACGAUCUGUCUGUGGCCUUGUCAGAGAAGGAAGGGCAGCUCCAACGGGUUUCCCUGGAAAACGACACGUAUAGCAGUAAGGUAUCGGCUUUCUCUAGGUCCAUGGCCAGCCUCCAAGAUGACCGAGACCGGCUGAUGGAGGAGCUGGCUGGGGCAAAGAGGGCAUUCGAGUCCAGGCAAGGAUUAGGUCCAGAGGUAGUAGACAUCGCGAACACAGGGGAGUCAAAUAGCCAUAGAAGCAGUGGUAUUCAGGCCCUUCAGACUGGGAGAGAUGGGCUGACGAGACAGAGGGUGGAUGAGAUGCAGAGCGCCUUGCAGCAGGCACAGGCCUUCAAACUGCAGACUGAAACAGAAGUCAGUGGGUACCAGGCAGAGCUGGCUGAACUGAGGUCUGAGAGUAGCAGGCUGCAUUCUGAGUGCCAGCGUCUGGCUGGGGAGAGGAAGGAGACCAUGGCCCUGGUGGGGAAGGAUGUGUCUGAUGACCCGUCACUGACCCAGCUCCAGGCAGAGAGAACUCAGCUGCAGAGUCACCUGCAGCGCUGCCUCUAUGAGAUCCAGCAGAGAGAUCUGCACUGCCAGCAGCUCAACGCCAAGCUGCAGCAGGUGGUGGAGGAGAAAGGGGGUGUGUCGGCCCAGCUGAGGGCAGUGUCUCAGACGCUGAGAGACACCCAGAACCGCUGCUAUUGGCUGGAGAACCAGGCCCUGCCUAACCAGCACCACCAGGGCCUUGCAAAGCAGGGGGCGCUGUCUGUAGAAGUGGCUCCGGGAGCUCCCCAGGAGAGGAGCAGUGCUGUGGUAGACAUGGAAGCACUGGAGGCCGGCGAGCUCAGGACCAGGCUGGUGGAGGUGGAGCAGAGCGUGGUUCAGCUAAGUGAGAGUCUGGCUGAAGAGAGGACCAGGAGGGAAGCAGCCGAGGAAGCUCUGGGACUGGCUGAGGACAGAGCCAAGAGCGUUGACUCCAGUCCAUCCAGGACGACCCAGAGAGACUUCAGCAUCCAGCUGGAUACAGAGGAGGAGUGGGAGGCCCUCAUCCUCAACCCCAACGAACCCCUGGUCACACGCAAGGUGAAAGGCGGGAUGCUGGCCUGCAGGCGCUGGCUUCGGGGGCGGAGCCUGUACUGCUCCAAGCUGCUGACAUCACGGGCCCGCUCGCGCUACCUCUUCCUUGGCUACCUGCUGAUUCUGCACGUGGCUGUCCUCAUGUGCCUCACCGGUGCCCUCUAGUGCUGUGGGGUGAAAACAAUCACAAAUUGCAGAUAGAAAUAUAAUUUAUAGAGCAGACUAAGGCACGUUUCCUCCAUAACAAAGACGGUUUGUUCUGCGCAAUGUUUUUCUAUGUAGUUCACUUGACGCUGGGGGUGUUAACAUUGCAGAUACAAAUGUCAUGUGUAGACAAGACACCAUGGCCCGUUUCCUCCACGACAAAGAGGAAUGUCUGUUCUACUCCAUUUCGAGGUAGUUAACCAUGUCUUUUUCCCCUGGAAUGUUAUUCCACCUUUUAGAAUAAGCUGCAGGGUUUUGUCUAGUAUCCAGAGUUUUCAUAAGAGUGAGGGCUUUUGGGGUGUGUCUCAAGUCUUGUGGCUUCUUCGCCUCACCUCCUUCCCUUGGUUCUCAAUGGUCUGAAAAGAAAAUGGACAGCUGAAAGUGAAUCCUUUGGUUAGAUCCUACCUUCUUGUUUUCACCCAUUUUUUUUGUCAGAUCAGUGCAGACGGAGGCGAGAGGAAGAAGACUGUUAUUGACUAUUAAGACUCAGCCUUUGGAGUGUCUCAGGAGAAAGUGCCGUUUCAAUCCUGUCUGUUAUGUGUUAAAGCCUGAGACGGAACAGAAAGCCAUAUCCAUUCUACAUGAACGCUAGCCUAAGACGUGUGUGUGUGUGUGUGUGUGUGUGUGUGUGUGUGUGUGUGUGUGUGUGUGUGUGUGUGUGUGUGUGUGUGUGUGUGUGUGUGUGUGUGUGUGUGUGUGUGUGUGUGUGUGUGUGUGUGUGUGUGUGUGUGUGUGUGUGUGUGUUUGAAACACAUUUGUGUGCACAGGUGUGUGUGUUCAUUUGCACGUGUACAAUAAAUAAACACUAGUCCACUGUUAUCUCAUUUAGAUUCACAUUGGAGAACAAAGACUGGUGUAAGUCUAAGAUGAUUCAUCAACAACAUGAUGGAACUGCCCCACUCAGACUGAUGCUGAUGUCUGGCAAGACACAGAUACGGUAUUUCAGGAGAGAAGGGUGGAAAAAGCCAAUAGUACUAUUUCUGCAAAGAUGCCUAUGUUAUUGCACUGCUGCUCAACCCUUCUCCCCAAUACCAAACCCACUGUGUGCUCAACCUGGCACUACCAGGCUAUGGCACAAUGUUCCCUUUGGCACCCCCUGGUGUCUCCUGGGUAAUAACUGUCUCAUGGUGGCCUUGGCACAAUUAUAAGGUCUAUUCUAUAGCUGCUGCAUUCAAAGCUAUGCACUAAAACUCUCAUCAGGGGGUGUUUUUUUCCCUUCUCUCCUUCAGAAAAGAUAUUCAACAUAAUGUAGGGCCAGGAGUUUUAUCUGACCACGUGUCCUGAUAAGGAAAUACUGAUCUGGACCCUAGUAACGUGAUCUAACUGGACCCUAGUAAUAGGAUCUAACUGGGCCCUAGUAAUAGGAUCUAACUGGGCCCUAGUAAUAGGAUCUAUCUGCACCCUAGUAAUAGGAUCUAACUGGGCCCUAGUAAUAGGAUCUAACUGGGCCCUAGUAAUAGGAUCUAACUGGACCCUAGUAAUAGGAUCUAUCUGGACCCUAGUAAUAGGAUCUAACUGGACCCUAGUAAUAGGAUCUAACUGGCCCCUAGUAAUAUGAUCUACUGGACCUUAGUAAUUGGAUCUAACUGGAACCUAAAGGUUUUACCUUGUCAGAUCACAUGGUCUGAAGAAUAUCCUCCUACCCCGUUUGUGAGCAUGUACCCUGGUAAGUGUGUAAGUAAGAUGUUGUAUUUAAGGGUGGAGUGUAAAAGGGUGCAAGUGUGCACCCUUGAUAGUCUACUGUGUGUAUUUCUGUAUCUGUAUUUGUUGCUCUGUGCCCCACAAUGCUCUGUUGUUCACUGUACAUUUCUACUUCAUCUGUCGAUUGAUUACAUGCUGAUUUAAUCACUUGAUUGAUAGUGCAGGGUGGCAAUUCACAAAGCAGGAGGCAAUAUGUCAGCCAUCUUACUUUGAGAUAUAAUUUGUAUUUCUCUGGUUCGUAUCUCAUCUGUUUCAAGUUUAGCAUGGGAAGUACUGAGAGAAUGUCAUACUAAUAACAAGUGUGUUUUACCUCUCUGCACUAGGAAAUAUGAAGCCUGAGUGACAAGCUGUUUGUUUGUGUCAUCAUGCCAACUCUUUCUCACUCAUUGUUAUACCAAACACGUUUGGCUUGACAAUGAGCAAUGGAGUUGGCCAGAACACAAACAGAUUUGGGACCAGGAUAGGAAAUCUAGUGUUUCAGAAUAUUUACGGUAGUUAGCCAGCUGAGCUAAAAACAUUGCUCCUGCUUUGUGGGAUACCACCAUAGAGAAUGAUAGAGGCCUCUAGUGGCCAAAAGGCUGUAUUAGCAUGGGCAGCGCCAUUGAGGGCUUCCACAAUUUUAAUGUAGUCAACUGGGUUGGACUUCCAACUUCAUUGGCUGAUCCCUCCUGGUGACCCUGCUGGAGUCAUGUCCAACCGGGUCAUUAGGAGGGAUCAGCUAAUCGUGAAGAAGAAGAUUGACUACUUCAAUGACACUGCCCAUGCUGUCAGACGCUGUGAUGGCACAGAUACAAAGAUAAUGGAUACCACCCUGUUCUAACGUUGGGGUUGUGGUCCUGAUGGUCUGUAUAGAUGAGUCCUCUAUCUAUCUCUAUGGAUACCACCCUGUUCUAACGUUGGUGUUGUGGUCCUGAUGGUCUGUAUAGAUGAGUCCUCUAUCUAUCUCUAUGGAUACCACCCUGUUCUAACGUUGGGGUUGUGGUCCUGAUGGUCUGUAUAGAUGAGUCCUCUAUCUAUCUCUAUGGAUACAACCCUGUUCUAACGUUGGUGUUAUGGUACCGUGGUCCUGAUGGUCUGUAUAGAUGAGUCCUCUAUCUAUCUCUAUGGAUACCACCCUGUUCUAACGUUGGUGUUAUGGUACCGUGGCCCUGAUGGUCUGUAUAGAUGAGUCCUCUAUCUAUCUCUAUGGAUACCACCCUGUUCUAACGUUGGUGUUGUGGUCCUGAUGGUCUGUAUAGAUGAGUCCUCUAUCUCUAUGAAUUACCACCCUGUUCUAACGUUGGUGUUAUGGUACCGUGGUCCUGAUGGUCUGUAUAGAUGGUGUGAUUGAGGAAAGGAUGACAAAAUACAUCUAUUUAUAAGAGGAAAUGCUACUGAGUGAAAACAAAAUGUCAUAUUUUCUAAAUAGGCUCUAUUUUUUAGAAGUCAAAUCGUUUGGACAGCAAUACUAUCCUAUCCAGGCAUUAAUGGGUUCAAUACCUUGAGGUUGACUUUCACGAAGAAAGGAAUUUUAAUAAAUCUGUUUGAAAAACACGA